Colletotrichum karsti is the source of this 1980-nucleotide messenger RNA. RefSeq lists its product as uncharacterized. Bases 1 to 1980 code for a protein of 659 amino acids. The record is from RefSeq and is a predicted model, not a curated record. Lineage: Eukaryota; Fungi; Ascomycota; Sordariomycetes; Glomerellales; Glomerellaceae. The transcript is spliced from 2 exons.
AUGAUGUCGAUGAUGGGCUUCGGAGAUCUUUUCCUGCUCGCGUUCGCCGCAGGCUGCGGCCUUGUCCAUGCGCAGACGGCAUCGACGCCCCCGGGACCAACCUUCACCGGCUCGCCAUCCAACUGCAACAAGUGGUAUGUGAUUUCCAAUGGUGACAACUGCGGCACCGUCGAGACCAAGUUCGGCAUCACCCACGCGCAGUUUAUCGCCUGGAAUCCGGCUGUGUCCAACGACUGCAUCACCAACUUCUGGCUCGGCCAGGCAUACUGUGUCGGUCUGGGCACCGCUGCGCCCACAACGACGAAAUCAACUUCCGUCAGCGCUUCAUUGCCUGGAGCGACGACCCCGCCAGGGCCGACGUUCACCGGGUCUCCGUCCAACUGCAACAGAUGGUAUCUCAUCGCGGACGGCGAUAACUGCGGUACCGUCGAGACCAAGUUUGGUAUCACCCACGCGCAGUUCAUCGCAUGGAACCCAGCCGUAUCCGACGAUUGCGGGACAAACUUUUGGCUCGGCCAGGCGUACUGUGUCGGCUUGGGCCUCGCGGUGACCUCGACCUCCACCGGCAGCUCAAGUAGCAAAAUCAGCUCGUCCUCCAGACCCAUCGUCACCACGACCACGCCGUACUCAACUCGCCACCCAAUCACCAACCAGACCAUCGUCCAACCAUCCUCCAUCGAUGCCUGGCCGCCGACGAAGACACAGGCCGGCCAGCCAAGCUACUGCAAUAACUGGCACUUUGUCGAGGGUGGCCAGACGUGCAACAACAUCAUAGGCAUGUACAGAACGUGGAUGUCAACCGAUGACUUCUACGCCUGGAACCCAGCCAUCGGCCAGGACUGCUCCGGCCUCUUCGUCUACUACUGGGUGUGCGUGGGUAUCCGGCCGCAGACGCAGAUCUCGCUGCCGUACGAGACGGGUAACGCAACGGUCGAGUUGCCGCCGUAUUUCACCUUCACGCCUGAGCCCACACCGACGGAAAAGCCCAACUUCGCGGUGCCGACGCCGACUCACGGCCCGAUGCCCGAGAACUGCAAGGCUUACUACCAGGCGGGCGAUGGCGCCACCUGUGCUCGCGCCCUCGAGGAAUACCCCAUGGUAACUCAGGAGCAGUUCCUGGCUUGGAACCCCGUCCUCAACGGCAAUUGCAACGGUCUCUGGGCCGGAAGCUGGUACUGCGGUGUGGCCUUUGACUGGGACUCGCUUCCCAUGCCCCCAACCGUCACGACCAAGCCAUCGCCCGUGGCGACGGCUAUCACGGCCAACUGCGCCGCCUGGUACCGGGCCACAGGCAUCGACACGUGUGCUGUGGUUGCCGAGAUGUUUGGCACAUUCUCCGAGGCCAACUUCAUCAGCUGGAACCCGUCCGUAGGAAGCGACUGCUCCGGCAUCGUGAUGGACACAUACUACUGUGUCGGUAUACCAGGCACCCCAACAACGCGGACCAAGCCCGUCACGGAGCCAACGCCGCCCCCGGCCAAUGAGCGUCCGACUCAAGAGGGCAUUGUCUCCGAUUGUGGUAGCUUCUGGCUCGUCUCCAGUACUGACACGUGCGACACCAUUGUCUCUCAGAGCGCCAUCACGCUGGAUGACUUCAAGACAUGGAACCCAGCUGUUGGGGAUGCCUGUGACGGUCUCGAGCCCGACUUUUACGUCUGCGUCGGGCGGGGGACUGCUGCCGGUACAAGUCCGUCAUCCUCGGCUACCGUGACCAUCACCAAGAGCGGUCCGUCAUCAACGGUUGCAGUGCCCAGCACUACAACAAGCAGUGGAUCUGGUGCGACGCCCACGCCUAUCCAAGACGGCAUGGUGGCUGGGUGUAAGGAGUUCUACUACGUCGUCGCCGGUGACGGGUGCUGGGCCAUUGCCAACGACCAUGGCAUUGCUCUCAGUGACUUUUACCUCUGGAAUCCUGCCGUGAAUAACGGCGGUGACUGCUUUGGACUCUGGUCGAACGUUUACGUGUGCGUCGGGGUGUAG